UCAGUAUAUCAGCUGAUGACGAUUAGGCUACACAUGAGAACACUGCUCUCGUACUAGUAGAGCGUUGCUUAGUGUGCGAUCCCGACGUCUCACGUCAAGUUGCUUUUGCGGAGUGCAAGCAGUUUAUUUAAUUUUUAGGAAAAGUAUUGAUCCCAAGGACAUUCCUUUCUAUUAGCAGAGGACUCCACUGAAAGCAAGAAUGAGUGUGGCACGAUAUUACAUAGUCGUUCUGAUGGUUCUUUUUGCGAUUUUGACAGACACAGACGCUAAAGUUUACAGAGAGGAGCCGAGGAGUGGGCUCCUUACAGGAGAUGGGAGAUCAAAGGAUGCCCUCCCUCAAAGCUCCUACUCUGGCGAUGGGACGUCCUUCACCGAAGGGAGGCCGUCUGAGAGUGGGCACUCCAGCCUAUCCCCUACUACCCAGGAAAAUGACAGAGAGCUCCUCCUGGUGACAACCGCCUCACCCCCGAAUAUCCCCAACCACCAACCUGUCUACCAGGGUAUCCUCUUGCACAAGUCCCUCAAGGGAGAGGGGCAUUUCUUUGAGGACAGUGGGGGUGUGGAGACCCACGCGACCAUGCCCCCCUCAGGUCACCACUUCCCCAGGAACCCCUCCUCCGUCUCUGGCAUGGCCUCAACAACUAUCACUGUGGCAAACGCACCAAUGGAGACAAAGGACGGUGCUUUCCCGAAGGGGCGUGUCUCAAUGACUGAGGCGGUGAACAAAGGCCGUGGGAGGAGCUCAGGGAGAGAGGAGGAAGUUGAUAACGUAUAUACCUUGACCACUCCUGACACGCGUGCGUCUGCUCUCCGCUCAGACAAGCCAAACCUGUCCGUUCCCAUGGGGGCCAGGCACACCGAGCUCCUUGCCCUCUUUACCGUGAGUCCCCCUCUCCUGACCUCACCAGGGGCGAAGGGUCCCGGGAGGUCAGAGGAACGUAGCACGAUCCAAGCCACUGACGGGGAAGCGAUGGUGACGCCUGUUGUCGCUGGAGACGUGGAUGAUGAGACCACCACGUCCACUAUUACUACCACCACCAUCAUCACCAGCAUGAACCAACCAGUUCCAUGCAGCUCCAACCUGACAGCCCCAGAAGGUUUUAUUGCCCAGCCAUCCGGCUCUUGGUACUACCCGUCAGUAGACUGCACCUACACCAUCACUGUCUACAUGGGAUACGGUCUAGAGAUACAGGUGAUUAAUGUGAGCCUGUGGGAAGGGGAGCAGAUGAGGUUUAAGGACCUGGGGGGCGGGGAGCCCUCGGUUCUCGCCAACGAGUCCAUCCUGAUGAAGGGGCUGGUGGUACGCAGCAGGAGCAACCAGAUCGCUAUCCACUUCCACAGCCAGCAACAGAGCCAGCCCGGAUCCUUCCUGCUCAGAUAUCAAGCCUUUGUGUUGAGCUGUACUUUCCCCCAACAGCCAGCCUAUGGGGAUGUGUCUGUGAGCAGCCUACACUCUGGGGGAGAGGCCUACUUCCACUGUCUGACCGGGUACCAGCUGCAGGGGCCCGACACUCUGACUUGCCUCAACGCCAGCACCCCCUACUGGAGCGCCAAGGAGCCACAGUGCCUCGCUGCCUGCGGUGGCAGGAUCUGGAACGCCACAGUGGGACGCAUUGUGUCGCCCGGUUUCCCUAGCAACUACAGCAACAACCUGACAUGUCAUUGGCUACUGGAGGCCCCAGAGGGACAACGUGUGCACAUCCACUUUGAAAAGGUGGCCCUGGCGGAGGAUGACGACAGGCUUCUGCUCAAAAACGGGAACAACAUUGACUCUCCUCCACUGUAUGACUCGUAUGAGGUGGAGUACCUGCCCAACGAGGGCCUGGUAAGCAUCUCCAGACACCUCUUCAUUGAGCUCACUACCGACGGAGCUGGGACAUCCACCGGCGUCGCCAUCAGAUACCAAGCGUUCGCAGCCGGCCACUGCUAUGAGCCCUUCGUCAAAUACGGUAACUUCACCAGCAGUGACAGCACGUGGGCGCUGGGGACAAUGGUGGAGUUCGCCUGCGAUCCCGGCUACACCCUGGAGCAGGGCUCGGUCAUCAUCGAGUGUGUGGACCGCCACAACCCCCAGUGGAACGAGACAGAGCCUGCCUGCCGAGCCGUCUGCAGUGGAGAGUUGACUGACUCUGCAGGAGUGGUCCUGUCUCCAAACUGGCCUGAAGCCUACGACAGGGGCCAGGACUGCAUCUGGGGGAUCCACGUGGAGGAGGACAAGAGGAUCAUGCUGGACAUCCAGGUCCUUAACAUAGGAAAGAACGACCUGCUCACGUUCUAUGAUGGAGAUGACCUCACCGCCAAGGUGCUGGGCCAGUAUGGAGGCUCACGGCCCCACUUCAAACUCUACACCUCCAUGGCUGACGUCACCAUUCAGUUCCAGUCUGACCCAGCCACCAAAAUCUUUGGAUACGGCAACGGUUUUGUGGUGCACUUCUUCGAGGUGCCUCGUAACGACACGUGCCCCGAGCUCCCGGAGAUCACCAACGGCUGGAAGAGCACCUCCCACCCCGAGCUGGUCCACGGCACCGUGGUCACGUACCAGUGCUACCCAGGCUACCAGCUGGUGGGCACCGAGCUGCUAAUGUGUCAGUGGGACCUGACCUGGAGCGGAGACCUACCUAGCUGUGACAAAGUGCUGUCGUGUGCUGACCCAGGUACUGUGGCUCACAGUCACAGGGUGAUGUCUGGCCCACAUUUCACUGUGGGCUCCACCAUCCAGUACAUCUGUAACAAAGGCUACAUCCUGUCUGGAAACAGCCUGCUCUCCUGCUUCAACCACGGCUCCUCCGGACUCAGGUGGAGCGAGAGGCUUCCCAAAUGUGUCUAUGAGACCUUUGAGCCCUGCAGAAACCCAGGCACCCCAUACUACAGCACCCUGAACUCAGACAAGCCUCUCUACCAGGCUGGGGAGACACUGCGCUUCUCCUGCCUCAAGGGCCACGAGCUGCUGGGGGAGCCUGUCCUCCGCUGCGUCCCUGGGCACCCUUCGCAAUGGAGCAGCCUGCCCCCUGUCUGCAGAGCUUCCUCAUCGGAGUUAACACAUGAACACCUGUUAGAUGUUGCCAGUGCAGAUUUCAGCUGGGAAGGAGCCAAAAUAGCUCUAGCAAUCUUCAUACCAGUUGCUAUCAUUAUAAUGUUCGUCGUUGGGAUCUACCUCUACUUCUCCAAGGCUCAAGGGAAGUCUCUACAUCUGCUCAUGUCCACAUCCUUGCCCUAUGAACACAUCGCAGGAGAGUCCACCUACGACAACUCCAUCUUUGAGACAGAGCCCACAGAUACAAGAGAGUAUGAGGUCUCUAUUUAGGGAGCCUACAUGUUUCAGCAUGGACAGGUCUGGUCUCAUGCCUGUUUGCCUUGUGGAAGUCUGGCUGCACUCGUCCUCCCUGGACCCCGUCCCUCUUCACACUGCUCCGCCUUCUCCUCUGAACCGUUAGAAUACACCCCUGCCCACCCCACAGUGGACCUCGGCCAUCACAGCAAAGACUGGGAAACAUGAUUAUUUUUCUAGAGCUUCAACAGCAAUGGUCUAGCAGCAGUGUUUGUACAGUUUUUAACCCUGUGAUGAUCAAACCUUAAAGACUUCAGUACAAUAUGGAGCCUCGCGAAGAGGAUAUGCCGAGCUUGUAUGUAAUCGAAAAUGUGUAAAUACAUGUUUUUCACAUAGCUUCUAGGGCAUAUUUAUUUUUCUUUUCAGGUGAGGUACACCAUAAGAUAGCUAGAUUAUUCAAGUGAUUUUGGGUGGGAUAUUACUAAACACUUAAUGGCCUCUUAAACCGUCUUAGUACAAUGGACAGUUGAAACAUAAUAACAGUUUUUGUACAAUAGCUCCAAAUUGUAAAGAUGGCACUCUCAAAAACACUUUUUUUAAUGCAACCUCCCAUGGUAAACAAUUUUGAAUGUGCCUUAAAUUUAAGGCCCUUCUUACGCAAUGCUGAAGACAUUGGUUAAAUUUGAAGGAUUAUGUUGUUGGUUUCAGAUGGGUAAUAAAAAAAGAGAUUUAAGAUAUCAGUGUUGGAAGAAAAAAGUUGUAAAAAUGUUCUUGGUUCACAAGUGUCUCCAUUGUGACGAUUAAGAGUAUUUAUUAUUAUAUUGAACUGGCAAACCUUUGAAAAACUCUAAUGUAUGUAAAUUCUAGUGCCAUUGAUUGUUUGAUGAAAACAAAGGUACUCAAAGGUUAAAGAAGCACUGCUGUGGAUUGGGGAAUCUAAAAAAACAAUUAUAACAUUUUGUUGAUAAUAAUAUAGCUAAUGCUAUAGGAGACUGCAUCACAAAUGUUUUUCUUUACAUUAUUACAUGAUCAUAUUUAUUCAUUCAAAUAAGUGUGAUGACAAUGAUGAAAACGCUAUAAUCUAUUUUUGAGUCAUUGUAUAUACACUGAUUAAGCCUUCAUGAACAAAAC
Molecule: messenger RNA, 4399 nt
Organism: Esox lucius (northern pike)
Lineage: Eukaryota; Metazoa; Chordata; Actinopteri; Esociformes; Esocidae
Gene: sez6b
Product: seizure related 6 homolog b
Exons: 18
Coding region: 200-3304 (1034 amino acids)
Biological process (GO): synapse maturation; regulation of dendrite development
Cellular component (GO): dendritic shaft; endoplasmic reticulum; dendritic spine
Source: RefSeq, a predicted model, not a curated record